Molecule: messenger RNA, 1203 nt
Organism: Echinops telfairi (small Madagascar hedgehog)
Lineage: Eukaryota; Metazoa; Chordata; Mammalia; Afrosoricida; Tenrecidae
Gene: CRYM
Product: crystallin mu
Exons: 9
Coding region: 41-937 (298 amino acids)
Biological process (GO): thyroid hormone metabolic process
Cellular component (GO): cytoplasm
Molecular function (GO): thyroid hormone binding
Source: RefSeq, a predicted model, not a curated record
CCAUCAUCGCAGCGGCUGAAGCCAGAGGGCAGGGGACAAGAUGAGCCCGGCGCCGGCGUUCCUGAGCGCGGCCGAGGUGCAGAGCCACCUCCGCAGCUCCAGCCUCCUCAUGCAGCCUCUGGAAGCGGCUCUGAACCUUGCUGACAAAGUAGAGAGUGCUAUUUUCCUGGGGGUGAUGCCCGCCUACAGUGCAGCAGAGGAUGCCCUGACCACCAAACUGGUCACCUUCUAUGAGGGCCACAGCACCACAUCCACUGUCCCCUCUCAUCAGGCCACCGUGUUACUCUUCGAGCCCAGCAAUGGCACCCUGCUGGCGGUCAUGGAUGGGAAUGUCAUAACUGCAAAGAGGACAGCUGCGGUAUCGGCCAUUGCCACCAAGUUCUUGAAACGCCCCAACAGUGAAGUUUUGUGCAUCCUCGGAGCUGGAGUCCAAGCCUACAGCCACUAUGAGAUCUUCUCAGAGCAAUUCUCCUUUAAGGAAGUGAGGAUAUGGAACCGCACAAAGGAAAAUGCGGAGAAGUUUGCAAAUACGGUGCAAGGAGAGGUCCGGGUCUGUUCCUCGGUCCAGGAGGCUGUGACAGGGGCAGAUGUGAUCAUCACUGUCACCAUGGCAACAGAGCCCAUUCUGUUUGGUGAAUGGGUGAAAGAAGGGGCCCACAUCAAUGCCAUUGGAGCCAGCAGGCCGGACUGGAGAGAACUAGACAACGAGCUGAUGAACCGAGCUGUGCUGUACGUGGACUCCAAGGAGGCUGCCCUAAAAGAGUCCGGGGAUGUCCUUUUGUCCGGGGCGGAGAUCUUUGCGGAACUGGGAGAAGUGGUGAAGGGCGUGAAGCCGGCCCAGUGUGAGAAGACCACAGUGUUCAAGUCUUUGGGAAUGGCGGUGGAGGACACAGUUGCAGCCAAACUAGUAUAUGAUUCCUGGUCAUCUGGUAAAUAAAGCAAAGACACCUUGUGUUGACACGGAUGCUACAGCUCAAGGGAUAUCGCCUGGACCAGCUCACAAUAUCUAGACACAUUUAGAGAGCAUGGUGCCCAAUGAGCUAUACUUGUGCUCUAUUCCUGUCUUAUCUUAACGAGACCCCCAUUCGUGUUCAUAGCUGGAAAGCCCACCCGUGCCCAUUUCUUCUGUCACACUUGGUGAUAAGUCUGUGGUUUUUGCUACCUUUGGCAUUCCUUGAAAUAAAAGCGUUGCUCAAUUCUGAA